AUCAUCGUGAGGUUCAAUGAGUGUUCGGAGUAUCACUAGCCGACGUUUGAUGAGCAGGGCGCGCCGUCGGCCAAUAUGCACUUUCACCUUUUCUUUUCCGCAGCAGUCUUCGACCAUUUCAUCAAGCUCAGGUUACUCACUAUCAUUUGCUCCAAUCAACAUUCAUCAUGGCGAACAAGCAGACCGGCAUCGAGCAUCGUACGCUCCAUGAACUCUCCGGCGCCGAAGCAGUCUCCUUGAUGCAAUCUGGCGAGCUAACAUGCGAGACUUAUGUGACAGCAUUGUUGGCUAGAGUUGCCGAGCGAGAUGCAGCCGUACGAGCUUGGGUGCAUCUCGAUAAAGCACAAAUCAUGAAUCAAGCACAAGAUUUGGACCGAGUACCUGUCGGCCAACGUGGUCCCCUCCAUGGCUUGCCAGUUGGCAUCAAAGAUAUCAUGUUGACCAAAGACAUGCCGACGCAGUACAACUCGAAGCUAUUCGAAAGCACAGAACCAAUUGCAACAGACGCGGCAGCAAUUGCCGUGCUACGAGCUCGAGGGGCAUUGAUAUUUGGGAAGACCACCACAACUGAGUUCGCUUCUUCGAAGCAAGGAAAUUGGCAUCAGAAUCUGACGAGGAACGCUCAUGCAGAAGAUAGAACUCCAGGAGGAUCCUCUUCAGGUUCAGGAGCAGCUGUAGCUGAUGUUCAAAUUCCAGUGGCGUUAGGAACGCAGACGGGAGGGAGUAUAAUCCGGCCUGCAGCAUUCAAUGGGUGCUACGGAUUCAAGCCGACUUGGGGAGCUGUCUCGCGAGAAGGAAUUGGACAGUGGAGUACGACGAAUGAUACAUGUGGCUUCUUCUCGCGGACCAUCGACGAUCUGAAGCUCUUGUUAGAUGCAUACAGCAUAGAAGAUGACACUCCUCCACGACAGUUCACUAUCAAAUCUUCACGCAUCGCUUUCUGCAAAACAUCCUUAUGGCCCAAUGCCGGACCUGGAACACAGAGCGCGUGGGAGAAAGCAAAAACUUUGUUGACCACCGAAGGCGCCCAAAUAACAGAUCUCGAACUCCCAGAAGAUUUCUCCCACCUCAACGACUGGCACGACAUCAUCAUCGCGAAAGAAGGUCAAGCAUCAUUCCUCGGAGCCUACCUCGCAGACAAAUCCAAACUCGAAGAUUCCAUCCAGGGCCACGUCGAGGAUCGGAAGAAAUACACACGGAAACAACAGUCAGAAGCAUAUGAUAAUUGUGCCCGAUUAAGAUCUGUAUGGGAUUCGAUCGCGGGGCAAUAUGAAGUGGUCGUUGUACCUUCUGUGCCGGAUGAGGCGCCGCUUGGACUGGAGUGGACGGGCGAUAUGAGCUUUAAUUCGAUGUGGACUGUUCUGCAUUGUCCGGUGAUACAUGUUCCGGGAUUUAAAGGGCAAAGUGGUAUGCCUGUUGGGUUGUCGUUGGUUUCCGCGAGAUUUACGGAUCAACAAUUAUUGGAGACUGCUCAGGUUAUAGGGCAGUUGUGGCAGGAGAAGGGAAGCGAUGGAACUAUACCGGAAAACAAAAAGUUGGAAUAAUGCUCAAGGUGCUAGUACUCAACGCUCGAUGACAUGGCCUAAUGACUGUUCUUGCCGGCGACAACAGCGCGUCCUCCUCUCAAAGCCACGAGCUCCCUCCACAAUGGUGGUCGCAAAUAAGCUGCCUUUGUGCAACCUCCUCGUCAGCUUGCAGAACUAUUCAUUUCCCCAGCAGAUCACGCGGACAUUCUCCUCGAGCAUGCAUGCACUCCAGACGCAAGGCACCGACUCCCACAACUGCCAUCGCUGCCAUUGAUGCCACUGACUCGAGGACCGGAUAAGGCCCGGCGCGUAUUGCGCCAUAUGGAAAUGACUCGCAGACCCGGAUAUCCACGCAAGCAAACCCUUGUGUCUCAAAGCCUGGUCUAUCGAGACUCCACACUGAAUGCUUCGAUCACCAGCACGCGUUCUCAAUGAUUAGGUCGCGUCGAUAAGGGUUUGGAGGUAGGAGCAGAUGGUAUUGAAACAGAUGGACUGGAGGUGUCAGAAACCGAAUCGAAAAAAAUACAUUCAACCUCUGAAAAUCUCGAGAAGAAAAAAAAAGAGCGGUGACCAGCCACUUUCAACUCCUCAAAAAGAUGGCCACAGGCGGAAGCGAUAUGGGUCUCUUGUUAGCAUCAAGCUUCGCGAGAGAGAAUUCAAAAUGGAAAUCAAGAUAUGCACUAUUAGGUCUCGAUUAAGAUGGACGACCCGGUUACACGGCAUCCACGUAGUACAUACUCCCAAGCAAGCGUG
This is a messenger RNA of Cercospora beticola, 2279 nucleotides long. Its product is annotated as amidase. Gene Ontology annotation, molecular function: catalytic activity. The record is from RefSeq and is a predicted model, not a curated record. NCBI's taxonomy places the organism in Eukaryota, Fungi, Ascomycota, Dothideomycetes, Mycosphaerellales, Mycosphaerellaceae.